AUGCCAAAACGACACGUCGCCGAGCAAAAGGUCAUCGGGCCAAACGGCAUAAAGCUCAAACAAAUCCAAUUCCGAUCCUACAUGCAUGAUAUCGCAGUCUACCACUUCCAAGCCUACUUCAUCUCCAUCGAAAACUUUCGCUCAUUGCUGAAUCGCCCGGAUCACGGGUAUGUCGAUACGCUACUAGGCUUAGAUCCACUGCACGACAAGCCACUUCCCGAAGGCGACGAGCCACCCGAGGGAUGUGUAGAGGUAGGCUAUAUGCCGAAUGCCUUUCAGCACGGCGGUUCAGCACUAGGAUUCCGUGUUGGGGAAAACAUUGUGGAGUGGAUGUGUUUCGAUCGCGCCAUCGACGACAUCAUCCUACAGAAGAUAGAUGUCGGCAACCAGGGACCCAAAGGCAAAGUGAUGCUAUUUGAUCAUGUGGCCGAUGUGCUUAGGGGGGUUCCGGAGCGUCGGGUUAGAGGUGCAAAUCUCGAGCAUAAGGGGUGGCAUGAUUCGUUGUGGAAGGCGGAACAUCGUCCUAAUAGAUUAAGCUUGACUUGGAAAAACUUUGGGACUGAGUUGCGGACGGAACACGCGUUGAGGCGUAGAGUAUAUACGCCGUUGGCGCAAGGGACGUCGGAGUUGCAUGUCGAUGACGAAGGGCAUGAAGAUCAAGACAUGGUCGAGAAGCCCACGCGAUUGGUUUACGAAAACGAGCAGAUGAUCGAUACGCCUUCGAGGAAGCCGUCUAAUCCACCACAUAGUCGAUCUUCGUCAGGCUCGACAGUGCUGGGUAAGAAGGACACAAACACAGUGCGAAUAGGGCUGUCGCAGACAUCGCAGAAAGUUCAGGGGAAGCGAUUACUGGACGGUGAUUACCAGUAG
Molecule: messenger RNA, 870 nt
Organism: Cucurbitaria berberidis CBS 394.84
Lineage: Eukaryota; Fungi; Ascomycota; Dothideomycetes; Pleosporales; Cucurbitariaceae
Exons: 1
Coding region: 1-870 (289 amino acids)
Source: RefSeq, a predicted model, not a curated record